AUGGCGCUCGUGUAUAGUGCAGCAGAGUACUGUGCGCCAGCUUGGACAAGGAGCACUCGCAGUAAAAAAAUCGACAUGCAGUUAAACCAUACCAUGAGAAUUAUCUCAGGAACGGUAAAAAGUACUCAAAUACAAUGGCUCCCUGCUCUUACAAACAUUGCUCCUGCUGACCUGAGAAGAAAAGCAGCAACCCACUCCUUGUUAAAUAAAAUUAAAAAAAAGCCAAACCUCCCAGUAUACGAGGACAUUUAUCAACACCCAGUAAAAAGACUUAAGUCUAGAAAUCCAGUGUGGAUCGAUAUUGAAACAGAAGUGAACACAAAAAACCAAUGGANACAAUAA
Cinara cedri is the source of this 342-nucleotide messenger RNA. The record is from the annotation of a GenBank genome assembly. Lineage: Eukaryota; Metazoa; Arthropoda; Insecta; Hemiptera; Aphididae.